This is a messenger RNA of Chenopodium quinoa (quinoa), 828 nucleotides long. RefSeq lists its product as uncharacterized. Bases 183 to 590 code for a protein of 135 amino acids. The record is from RefSeq and is a predicted model, not a curated record. NCBI's taxonomy places the organism in Eukaryota, Viridiplantae, Streptophyta, Magnoliopsida, Caryophyllales, Amaranthaceae. The transcript is spliced from 3 exons.
GUCCAUACCAAAUUUUCCGACUGCCAGCAGGAAUCCUAUUAGCCCCUUACGUGGAACUGUGGAAGUAUAAAAUUACACUUAAAUUCAGAUAAAGAAUUUUACUGAAAUCAAAAAAUUGACCCGUGAGAUUUAACAAGUUUCACCGGAGAAGCUUUUUCUGUGUUCGCUCACCAAUUUCGAGGAUGAAUUGUAUGAAAAUUAUUGCGGCAUUUCAUAUGUUGAGUUGUGGUAUGAUAUUUCUGGGGUUUCUUGCUCAAUUUACGUCGUUCUCGAAAGAUGGGCAUAUGGUUAUUAUGUGUGGUUAUGCCUUGUAUAUAGUGGUGUGUUUAUGGUUUAUCAAAAUCAAUCCCAAGACUCCGAAGGAACAGCGCGUUUACGAGUGGGUUUAUUGUGUGUGUCAACUUUUUGGCACAAUUCUUUCCUGUCUGGGCACAAUCAAUUUCAAGGGUCCUAAUACAUAUGUUUGGGCCGGGGUUGCAGCCGGUGGGAAUCUGCUGUUGUUCGUCGGAGGUGCGGUGCUUUUGGCAAAAGAAAUUCGGAUCGAGCAGCUUCAAAGAAAGAUCCUCCCGGUGAAUCAAGGCGAGCUGUAGUAGUUUUGUAAUUGGUUUUCCUAUAGAGUUUUAACAUUCUGAUUUCAUUUUUUUGGGGGGUUAUCAUAGUUUGUGUAAAGGUACUUGACUGAAUUUUUUGUUAUCAUGGAUUGUACAUAGGUAAAUAGCAAGUUACUCGUAGGUAGGUAUUAUGGCAUUUAGAUGUUGAGGCGUUGGUGAAUUUCUAGUGAAAGUUGCAUAUAUCACUCUCACAAUCAAAGUUUUCUAAUUCUCUGAU